AUCUCAGCUCAUCAUCGUCUUUUUAGCCUAACAAAUCUCCCAGCGAAAAUUAGGGCUCAAAUGUCUCCUCACAGUAAUCGGCCGCCAAAUCUCCCGAGAACAUAAGCGCGCUGUCUCGAUCCCAUCCGAUCCCGCCGCCAUGGAAACGCGAAACCUCAACAAAUCGCUCUGGCUUCGGCGGCGGCGCGCGGCGGCGGCGGCGGCGUUCGCCGACGUCGCGCUGCGAGUGCGUGAUGAACUAGCGUGACGAUCCUCACGACCGCGAGUCAAUCCUCCCGCGUCUGGCAAGAAGUGGCAUCAGAUCGACUCCAUCACACGCAAGCACAUAACCAUCGCCCUCUGCUACUCUACAACUCCGGAUCGGCUCCGGCGAAGAUUCCCGCGCUUGGAAUCGCUGAAGCUUAAGGGGAAACCUAGAGCUUCGAUGUUCAACAACAUCAUUCCCGAUGACUGGGGAGGCUAUGCGGAGCCUUGGGUUAACGAGAUUUCCGAUACGUUUUCGUGCUUGAAAUCAAUACACUUUCGGAGGAUGAUUGUGACGGAUGCGGAUCUCGGGAUUUUGGUCGGGGGAAGAGGGCGCAUGCUUCAGUCAUUCAAGCUGGACAAGUGCACGGGAUUCUCGACUGAUGGACUCAUUCUCGUUGCUCGAUAUUGCAGGUGCCUUAAAACCUUAUUCUUGGAAGAAAGCAUUGUAGUUGAGAAGGAAGGCCAGUGGCUCCAUGCGCUAGCCAUUAAUAAUUCAGUUCUUGAAUCUUUAAACUUUUACAUGACAGAGCUGAGUGUCUCGUGGCAAGAUCUUGAGUUAAUUGCUAAAAAUUGCAAGUCCUUGAUUUCGUUGAAAAUUUCUGAAUGUGACAUCUCCGAGCUAGUUGGAUUCUUCCGUGCAGCAACAGCACUGGAAGAGUUUGGUGGGGGCUCUUUUGAUGAUCAAACAGGAGAAACCGACAAGUAUGAGAAGAUCCGCUUUCCUCCUAAGCUAUGCCGCUUGGGUCUUAGCUAUAUGGGAACAAAUGAGAUGCAGAUAAUAUUUCUACUUGCUGCCUCACUGAAGAAACUUGACCUGCAGUACACAUUUCUCAGUACCGAGGAUCACUGUCAGCUGAUUCAAAGAUGUCCUAAUCUAGAAAUUCUCGAGGUGAGAAAUGUGAUUGGAGAUCGGGGGUUAGAAGUUGUCUCUCAGACAUGUAGAAAACUUAAAAGGCUGAGAAUAGAGCGGGGGGAAGACGAACAAGGCCUUGAGGAUGAACAGGGGACAGUUACACAUAUAGGGAUUUCUGCAGUUGCCCAAGGCUGCCCAGAACUGGAGUACCUGGCUGCCUAUGUUUCCGAUAUCAUGAAUUCUGCUCUGGAGGCUAUCGGCACUUACAGCAAAAACCUCUGUGACUUUAGGCUUGUUUUACUAGAUAGAGAAGAAAGAAUAACAGAACUGCCCCUUGACAACGGUGUUCGUGCUCUUUUACAGGGUUGCACACAACUGAGAAGGUUUGCUCUCUAUCUGAGACCUGGGGGCCUGACAGAUGUCGGUCUCGACUAUAUUGGCUCUUUCAGUAAGAAUAUUCUAUGGAUGCUCUUAGGCCAUGUGGGAGAGUCUGAUUCUGGCCUUCUCCAGUUCUCAAGAGGUUGCCCUAAACUGCGGAAACUGGAGCUCAGAGGCUGCUGUUUCAGUGAGCGUGCAUUGUCCCUUGCAGUGCUUCAGUUACCUUCUUUACGAUACAUAUGGGUUCAGGGCUACAACGCCUCGCCAUAUGAUCGAAACGGGUGCAGAGCAUCCAGCACAGAUGCUGGCGUACUAUUCCCUCGCAGGACGCAGAAUGGAUUGUCCAAAUACCGUGAUUCCACUAAAUCCACCAGCUUGAGUGUACAUACUGAGGCUUUGCUGCCAUUUUUCUUGUUUUGCCCGUGUAAUUGCUCAUGGAACUUGUGCAUAUCAUCUUAAUUUGCUUUCUUUGCUUUCAUCAUUCUAACGGUGUGCUUAGCUGUUGUUUUGUGAUAAACUUGAUCCCAUUUUAGAAACGUAAAAGCUACAAUGAGUGGGAAAAAUAAAUGGUUUGCUACUUACUACUAGA
Molecule: messenger RNA, 2066 nt
Organism: Asparagus officinalis (garden asparagus)
Lineage: Eukaryota; Viridiplantae; Streptophyta; Magnoliopsida; Asparagales; Asparagaceae
Product: coronatine-insensitive protein homolog 1a-like
Exons: 4
Coding region: 425-1936 (503 amino acids)
Biological process (GO): SCF-dependent proteasomal ubiquitin-dependent protein catabolic process
Cellular component (GO): SCF ubiquitin ligase complex
Source: RefSeq, a predicted model, not a curated record